AGGGUCUGGCGCGCCUCGCGGGCUGAACUGCCGGAGCCGCGGACAGCACCGGCUGCGGCGGCGGGAGCUGCCCGGGCUGCACCAUGCGCGAGCUGGCCAUCGAGAUCGGGGUGCGAGCCCUGCUCUUCGGGGUCUUCGUUUUUACAGAGUUUUUGGAUCCAUUCCAGCGAGUUAUCCAGCCGGAAGAGAUCUGGCUCUAUAAAAAUCCUUUGGUGCAAUCAGACAACAUACCGACUCGCCUCAUGUUUGCAAUUUCUUUCCUCACACCCUUGGCUGUUAUUUGUGUGGUGAAAAUCAUCCGACGAACAGACAAGACUGAAAUUAAGGAAGCCUUCUUAGCGGUGUCCCUGGCUCUUGCUUUGAAUGGAGUCUGCACAAACACUAUUAAAUUAAUAGUGGGAAGACCUCGCCCCGAUUUCUUUUACCGCUGCUUUCCAGAUGGAGUGAUGAACUCGGAAAUGCACUGCACAGGUGACCCAGACCUGGUGUCAGAGGGCCGCAAAAGCUUCCCCAGCAUCCACUCCUCCUUUGCCUUUUCAGGCCUUGGUUUCACGACGUUCUACUUGGCGGGCAAGCUCCACUGCUUCACUGAGAGUGGACGGGGGAAGAGUUGGAGGCUCUGUGCCGCCAUCUUGCCCUUGUACUGUGCCAUGAUGAUCGCUUUGUCCCGCAUGUGUGACUACAAACACCACUGGCAAGAUUCUUUCGUCGGUGGAGUGAUUGGCCUCAUUUUUGCCUACAUUUGCUACCGACAGCACUACCCUCCUCUGGCCAACAUGGCAUGUCAUAAGUCCUACGUUAGUCUCCGAGUCCCCACCUCGCUGAAGAAGGAGGAGAGGCCCACGGCUGACAGUGUGCCCAGCGUGCCUCUCGAGGGGGUCACAGAGGGCCCCGUAUGAUGUGUGUCUAAGGAGGCUGGACCCUGUUCCACCCAACGCCAUCCUCAGUGGAAAAGGUUUUCUGUAACGCGUUUCUCAUCCGUUCCUCAAAGCCCUGUCCUCCCAUCUACUGCUUCCAUUGUGCCAAUGGUGUUCCUCCCACUCUUCCUAUCUCCUUUCAGCAUUUUUGAAUUUGCAGGGUUAGGACACCAGGAUGGAUCUCUUGAGAGAUAGAUACGGGGAAGGAGGCUGUCGGGGUGGGGUGGGCAGAGCUGGGCCAAUUCCUCCAUCUGAAAUAUCUGCUGUAGC
This is a messenger RNA of Dipodomys spectabilis (banner-tailed kangaroo rat), 1187 nucleotides long. RefSeq names its product phospholipid phosphatase 4 (gene Plpp4). The transcript is spliced from 7 exons. The record is from RefSeq and is a predicted model, not a curated record. Bases 84 to 899 code for a protein of 271 amino acids. Gene Ontology annotation, biological process: phospholipid metabolic process. Gene Ontology annotation, molecular function: phosphatidate phosphatase activity. NCBI's taxonomy places the organism in Eukaryota, Metazoa, Chordata, Mammalia, Rodentia, Heteromyidae.